Messenger RNA from Fonsecaea erecta, 453 nucleotides. RefSeq lists its product as hypothetical. The record is from RefSeq and is a predicted model, not a curated record. The transcript has a single exon. Lineage: Eukaryota; Fungi; Ascomycota; Eurotiomycetes; Chaetothyriales; Herpotrichiellaceae. Bases 1 to 453 code for a protein of 150 amino acids.
AUGGCCGCCUACGUCUGGGACGCUGAUGCCACCUUCCGAGUCACUGACAUCGUCCGGCACGGCGUUAUCUGCCUGGGUCGAGCAGUGACGAAAUGUAACGGGCGAUGCUCUUGGGAAAUCGACCACAAAUAUGGCUCUAACGCGGCGGUAGCUCGUGAUCUGCUCCGUGUCAUGAGUGCGAGUCCUCCUGACGCUGUUACCGACAUCCAACUCCGUCAGCUCGCCAGCCACUGCCUGUGCAACUUUCACCAGGGACAGGUCAGACAAGUCGUACCAGAACUCAAACGUUACCUUGCCGUGGCCGUCCAAGCAUACAAACAAUACUGCGACGCGAACCGACAACACGAAGCGCUCCUGGGCCGGUUGUCAGCGACCCUUGGUCUUGAUGACGGCGAGCAGAGCGAUGAGACUGUGGUCCGUCGAGUCAAAUACCUGGCCGAGAUGGCGGGUUAG